This is a messenger RNA of Capronia epimyces CBS 606.96, 1680 nucleotides long. RefSeq names its product peptidyl-prolyl cis-trans isomerase-like 2. Lineage: Eukaryota; Fungi; Ascomycota; Eurotiomycetes; Chaetothyriales; Herpotrichiellaceae. Gene Ontology annotation, cellular component: catalytic step 2 spliceosome. The transcript is spliced from 3 exons. Gene Ontology annotation, biological process: protein polyubiquitination; protein peptidyl-prolyl isomerization. Bases 1 to 1680 code for a protein of 559 amino acids. The record is from RefSeq and is a predicted model, not a curated record. Gene Ontology annotation, molecular function: peptidyl-prolyl cis-trans isomerase activity; ubiquitin-ubiquitin ligase activity.
AUGGGCAAAGGAACCGAUAAACUCUACAUCACUCACUCCGAAUGGGCUUCGCCCGUCGCAUACUCGGCCUCAGCAGGCUCAGGCGUGCGCGCUGACGCCAGUGCCCAUGCCGCUUUCAAGAGGCUGCCGUUCAACUACUGCGCCUUGAGCCUACAACCAUUCAACACUCCCGUGUGCACUUCCGAGGGGACGAUUUUCGACCACGAGAACAUCAUACGGUGGCUCCUGAAACAUGACACGAAUCCAACGAAUGGCAAACCUUUAAAACAGCAGGACCUCAUAAAAGUGAAUUUUGCAAAGAAUGAUGGCGGGGAUUAUGUCGACCCGGUCACAUACAAGGUCUUCACGGACAAUACACACAUUGUCGCAAUCCGACAUGGCGACUCGGCGAACGUAUUUGCCUAUGACACUGUGGAGCGGUUGAACAUCAAGCCCAAGAUGUGGCGGGAUCUGAUGUCGGAUGAAGAGUUCUCCAGGAAAGACGUGAUCACGCUUCAGGAUCCGCAGAACAUUGAAUCGCGCAACCUGAGCUCGUUCAAAUACCUCCGGGAUGGAGAGGACUCGGGGAUUCCCAAAGAAGAAGCCUCGAUAAACUCGGCCUCGCUGGGCAGUGCUGCCGACCUUAAGAUCAUGAAGGCCAAGGAAGCAGUGGCAAAGGCCAGGGCCGAACGGGCGAACGCUCAGCUGGUCCAAGCCAAGGAGAAAGCCCAGUCCGGCAACCAAGUCAAGAAGUCAUCAACCGUGGCGGCCUCCAAACCUAUUCCAUACAAUGCCACCCGACAUACGACAGGUCUGGCCGCCGCAUCUCUAACCUCUACAGGAGUGACACCGCACACAUCAGCCGCUCUGGCACUAAUGUCGGACGAAGAAUACCUGUUGAAGCGCGGCCGUGUAAAGGACAAGGGAUACGUGCGUCUUUCCACAUCAGUGGGGGAUAUCACUCUCGAGCUAUAUCCAGACCACGCCCCCAAGGCCGUAUGGAACUUUGUCCGGCUGGUGCAAAAAGGCUACUACAACGGGAUCAUCUUCCACCGCAACAUCCGCAACUUCAUGAUCCAGACUGGCGAUCCUACAGGCACCGGCCGUGGCGGGACGAGCGUCUGGGGCAAGAACUUUGAAGACGAGCUCGAGGGGCCUUUCAAGCACGACGCACGUGGCGUGGUAUCGAUGGCGAACAAGGGCAAGAACACAAACAGCAGCCAGUUCUUCAUCACAUACCGACCCACCAGCCAUCUGGACCGGAAACACACGAUUUUCGGCCGGGUGGUCGACGAGGGCAGUUCAUUCGACGUGUUGAAAAGGCUGGAAGAGACGCCGGUCGACAAGACUGACCGGCCGACGACCGACGUCGAGAUUGUCGAAGCUGUCGUGCUGAUCGAUCCAUUUGAAGAGUUCUGGAAGAAGAAGCACGAGACGGAGCAGACCGAGAAGCAGAAAGAACAGCGUCAGGACGAAGACCGCACGACCUGGACCGGGAAGAGGAUCCGGCAGGACGGCACUGUCGAGAGCGGCGAUUCCAGUGGUGGAGUGGGCAAAUACCUGAAAGCGAGUCUCUCCACCGACCGUGCGCCGGAGAAGGAAGACGAAGAUGAGAUUGUCGAGUUUAUCGAUGAGCCUGAGGAGCCGGUGCGGAAGAAGGUGAAAGGAGGAGGGGGGUUUGGCAAUUUCGACGGUUGGUGA